AUGUGGGAGGGGUUGGGUUUUGCCCGUGGGCGAGUUUUUCCCUUGGGCGGUUUGGUAGUCGAGCGGGUUGGCUUUGCUUGGAGGGGUGGAGUGGGGAGGCUUGGAUAUAUGGCCAUGACCAGGUUCGCGUUCGUGUCCGUGUCCGUGUCCGUGUCCGGUGAGAUUAUGGACGAGUUUGCUCCGUCAGCGAAGCGAACUGGGUAUCAUUUCGUGAGACGCGCUGGCGUGGAGAAGAUGGGAUUGAGACGGGCGCUGCAUAUCCACGCGACGAGAAGAGCAGAGGAGAGAAGCGUUGGUCUGCAUUCUCCUCCACCCUACACAGAGAAGUAA
Messenger RNA from Plenodomus lingam JN3, 330 nucleotides. The record is from RefSeq and is a predicted model, not a curated record. Lineage: Eukaryota; Fungi; Ascomycota; Dothideomycetes; Pleosporales; Leptosphaeriaceae.